Messenger RNA from Histoplasma mississippiense, 1923 nucleotides. RefSeq lists its product with no specific name. The record is from RefSeq and is a predicted model, not a curated record. NCBI's taxonomy places the organism in Eukaryota, Fungi, Ascomycota, Eurotiomycetes, Onygenales, Ajellomycetaceae. Bases 1 to 1923 code for a protein of 640 amino acids. The transcript has 3 exons.
AUGCUACUUUUUCGAAGAUCAAUUCCUCUCAUCAUCAUCCCACAGCAAACAGCCCGCCUUCGACGCUCGCUCUCAAUGCCACCAAAACUCCGUUCUCCCCUCUCAAAACAGGUCGGCCCUUUCACAGAAGCUGUCUUUUUCUGUCCGUCAUGCUCAAUAUGGCGUUGCUCAACCCCCUUGCGGACCGCCGCCCACUCACGCUACCGGAAUUUUAACCUUCGCCGAGCCCGUUCCGCAUCGACUUUCGUGCACCAAUCUGCAGCUGCACACGCAGUGAAUAUCAAGAGAAAUAUACCAGAGCGGUUCCAAGAACUAUACUCCGCGUUAAACAAUGUCCAUGAUACCGCUUCCAACCAUGUCAAUUCGAGCAGGCUGCAAUUGGCGCUGAGGGGCUUGGAGACAACGAGGCCUGUGAUUCGGGUUGCUGCUACGGCACCCAGGCUUGUCCGACUACUGCUGGCAGAUCCCCUGAGUCCAAAACAACAAUGGGAGGAUUAUUUGGAAGCACAUCGGAUGGAUAGAUCCGGCAGCUUAUUGAUAAAGUAUGGAGAACAAACAGAUCUCGCAGUGGAGAACAGCCUCGUGCCAACCAUAUCGAUCCCCUCGAGAGUGCUGAAAUCAGCCAACUUGGAGAUUCUUCUUUCACACCUCAGUACGAACGCGGGUUCGGAUGCCCAAAUCACUAGUAACACAUUCCUUGUUCCAACAAUUGCCAUCCAAUCGACUAGUACAGGCACCCAUACUUUCGUCAGAUACCCUGUUCAUAAGAGCAUUGUUUAUGGAACGGGCAUUGAUGGGCUGGUAGCAUAUACAAAACUAGCGGAACGUGCGAACAUCACAGACACGGAUUCAAUAUGUGCAACAUUUGACUUCGAAAUAUUAGGCCAGGGUUCGGCCCAGAGGAGGAAUGGUGUCUCUUGUGUUGAUCCCCAUCGUGCAGAGGCGGCAUUGAAUAUGUUUCGCGAAUCCGCCCAAAACGCUACGGAAUACGAGAGAGGGUGGUCGGGAAGUGGGGUGCAGCCGCUGAUAGAUUGGGUGUCUGCCCCUCCGGAUGAUGCCGCUCUAGAUCCGUCAAUUAAGAAACUUGUUGGGUCAUUGCUCGAUGGGGUUGAAGAAAGCAUUAGUGCUGAAGAAAACAAAAAGAUACUGGUGCAGCAAGCCAGGAACGUUCCAGAAGAAGUACGACUGGAUUUGGACAGGACAGUCACAACGUGGGCUGAACGUGCGCAUACAGAACUUCGCGACUCGCUCAACGACGGAUUUGCAAGCAAACCGUGGCGGGAUCUAGCUUGGUGGAAGCUGUUUUGGCAUGUGGACGACGUGGGAAUGGUCACCUCCCGGAUAUUAAGGACGAAAUGGCUUCCAGAGGCGGAGAAAGAGGUGAUCUGGAUUGGUGGGAAAAUUCAUCAGGCAGGGCUAUUGAACAACAAUACAUAUACUACAGCCAAAAUUCAGGAAUCUCCAGAUAUCAGGGUACCCCAUACUGGGGAUUCGUCUUCAGUGUCCCCUGAGAAGCCUUGGCCAUCCCAAAUCCCAGACAUUCGGGGCCGUCUUACAACCUCCAGCGUACCCUCCUUACAUGCCGUCGCACAAAAUCUUGUCUUCUUCAGCUUGUCAACAACAUCACUCAGUGCCGCACUGUCUACUUUGGUAUACAUUUCCACAUCCAGUGCAUCUAUAUACGAAGCCGGCACAAUCGCAACAAUUGGUCUCUUCAUUUCGCUACGCCGGCAACAGAAGGGAUGGGAUGCUACACGCAGCCUGUGGGAAUGCGAGGUCCGCGAGGAAGGCCGCCGCGCAUUAAAGGUCACUGAAGAGGAUUGCGUACCAUCAUUCACGAGGGCGGACGGGUUCUCGAAGCAGCUCCUGAAAUCGAAGUCAGGCAACAAGUCAGCAAAGCUCGUCAAGCUCUCUCAUAUGUAA